CACAUGGUCAGAAUCGAUCCACAGCUCAAUCACCUCAUAUGUAUGUCUGCUAGGUGGAGUUGGAGGUACUCCCCCAAAUCGUGAGUAGUGAAGCCAGACAAUUACUACCUCCCAAAUCAUCACAGUGACAGGGGAACAUUCAACAUAUUUCUUUAAUUCUAUGCUACUAGGGCGACGUGACCAGUUGUGGGGCCACCUGUAAGUUCGUCUUAAUACAUCAGCUAUAAACCACUUAAUUUUUGGAACAAAUUAACACCACAGCCAAAGAGAUUGUUUUACAACAUUUAAUCAUCUGUGUACAUAUACGUAAGAGACCAACUCAGCAAAAAAAAAAAAAAGGCACAGGACCAGGGAAGAAAACUUUCAAUCACAAUUUAACGCAGUACCCAUACCGGAGCAAAACAUCAUAAUGAUUAUCAUGCACUUGCACUGAUGUGAUCGUGUAAAAUUUUAAUUCACACACUCUCAAUAAAUGUAACCGCUUUGGUCAUAGUCUGGAGCCCCGUAGUAUUCUGCAUGGUUGGCCUUUUUUUGGUGAUACUUGGUAAAUAUGCCACUAGAUUUUAUUUUUUAAGGCUUUAAAUAAGCAUUCAUUCAUAUAUCGAAGGACUAUGCACUGCCAUCAUUUGGGUGCAUUAUAUUGGGUUUGUGACAUUAUUAAUGGUUCUGUCCACAGAGUGAGUUCUGUGGUGACAAACCCAAAUCUGGAGCCAAAUACGGACUCCCGGAGCACCUGGUCAUCUUGUCGGAGAUGGGAGAGGUGACUGAUGGAAUGCUGGACACUAAGAUGGUUCACUUUCUGGCCAACAACGCAGACAAAAUCGAGUCUGUCCAUUUCUCAGAUCAGUUCUCCGGUGCCAAGCUCGUACAGGAGGAGGGUCAACCUUUAAAGAUGCCAGAGUCAAGAAAGACACUACUUUUUACAUUCAAUGUUCCUGGCAUGGGAAACGUGUCCCCCAGAGACAUGGAGUCUCUGUUUCCCCUCAUGGACAUGGUCAUCUACAGCAUCGACAAAGUCAAAAAGUUCCGCCUCAACAGGGAGGGUAAGCAGAAGGCCGAGAAGAACAGGGCUCGUGUGGAGGAGAACUUCCUGAAACUGACACACACUCAGCGUCAGGAGGCUGCCCAGACACGCCGUGAGGAAAAGAAGCGUGCUGAGAAGGAGCGUAUCAUGAAUGAGGAGGAUCCAGACAGACAGCGCCGCCUGGAGGUGCAUCUGCCACUUCUUACCCUGCUGUUUUCAUGUGGGCUUCAGGAUUGACCAAUGAGACUUCUCAAUGCCAGCCUGGCAGCAAGCUCAGUACUCUCACCUCCGAUAUUUCAGUGUCCUUACCCUACCUGGGCGCAAUCCUGCACCUGUCUUAGUAGCGACACACUGGAGUCUUUUAUCACACAAUUUCAUUAGUGUUUAUUAGGGAUGCACAGAUGCAUUGUGAUGAAUAGAUUCAAGUGGUGAUUCAGCUCCAUAAUCUGUCACAUUACAAUCAGUUAUAAACUAUUUUGGGGGGCAAAAUCCACCUUUUAAGAUACUCUUACUUCCAGGUUGCAUGCUGUCACGCUCAUGUCCUACAAGUAGGUUCUCAAAGUAGCAGCACUAGCAUGAGAACUUCCAAAAAGUGUAUGAUAGCUUGGGAAGGCCCAAUAAUAUUCAUAACGGAAGCAUUACCUGAUCUCUGCUCUACGACACUUUUGGGAAACUCGCACAUGUUAUGUGGUACAGAACGUUGUCUGGUUGAUAUUUGUUCUACAAUGCUUUUGGGAAACAGUUGUUUUUGCUAGCUACAGUCAAGAUACUGACGUAGCUAAUUGCUACCUUAGUAAAAAGUUAUUGUUAACCAAUAUCAUGCAUCUUGAGGGCUAACAUAUUGGUAUAGGUUGAAAAAUCAAGUUAUCGAUCUAUCACUUAUCGGUAUUCAAAGAUAGCAGCACCUGAGCUAAAGACACAGCUACUAAAAUAAUGGAGAUUGGACAAUCCGUCAUUUUUCAUUGUGGAAUUUGGCUCAUUCAUUACUUGGGUCUCAAAGUAGCAGUCAUAAUUUAUUUCUACGGCUGCACAAUAUCACCUCACGAUUAUAUUGCGCAUGUGUAAAAAUCACCAGAACUUUAGGUGCCUAAUGUAAACAUUUUCCUGGAUGCCGGCUUCUUGGUGCUAUACGAACAUUUACUUACACCCACAAUUUGGUAAGCAGGUUAGUAAUUUGGUUAAAAUAUUGAGAGGUGUAUUGAUGCCCAACAGCUGGCCUCUGGACAAAUAUUUACCCGUCAUCGCGGGGCUCAGCGUGGACUGAGGACACCCUACUUGUAAACAUGAGGCUCCCUGUGUGCUGAUUAUGGGGAGGGUGUCAUCAACGCACGGCAAGCCCCAUGUUUACAGGGAGGGUGUCAUCAAGGCACGGCAAGCCCCAUGUUUACGGGGAGGGUGUCAUCAGCGCAUGGCAAGCCCCAUGUUUACAGGGAGGGUGUCAUCAGCGCAUGGCAAGCCCCAUGUUUACAGGGAGGGUGUCAUCAACGCACGGCAAGCCCCAUGUUUACAGGGAGGGUGUCAUCAACGCACGGCAAGCCCCA
Paramormyrops kingsleyae is the source of this 2565-nucleotide messenger RNA. Lineage: Eukaryota; Metazoa; Chordata; Actinopteri; Osteoglossiformes; Mormyridae. The record is from RefSeq and is a predicted model, not a curated record.